UGACCUAAAUGAUGGACCCUCCCAAAUCCCCAAUGGCAUCCGGUCCGACUCACUGACUAGUCAGAGAGAGUGAGAAACUCGAACUCGCAACUCUUCUUGCAGCUCAUCACAGCUCAUCCCCGGACCCUAGCGAGAAGCCGAGAAGGCACAGUGAGAGAGAGACGAGGACGCCCCGCAUGAAGAUCCUGGUGGCGGUGAAGCGGGUGGUGGACUACGCCGUCAAGGUGCGCGUGAAGCCCGACCGGACGGGCGUGGAGACGACCAACGUCAAGAUGUCCAUGAACCCCUUCUGCGAGAUCGCCGUGGAGGAGGCGCUCCGGCUCCGCGAGGUGGGCGCCGCCGCUGAGGUCGUUGCCGCCACCGUCGGUCCCGCGCAGUCUGCCGACACGCUCCGCACCGCGCUCGCCAUGGGUGCCGACCGCGCCGUCCACGUCCUCCACGACCCCGACCCCUCGCGCCCGCUCCUCCCCCUCGCCGUCGCCAAGAUCCUCCGCGCCGUCGCGCUCCAAGAAAAGCCCGGGCUCGUCAUCCUCGGAAAGCAGGCAAUUGAUGAUGAUUGCAACCAAACAGGACAAAUGCUAGCUGGAUUACUUCAGUGGCCACAGGGAACCUUUGCCUCAUCAGUUAUAUUGGACAAGGAGAAACAAAAAGCUACUGUGGAGAGAGAGGUCGAUGGUGGAAUCGAAACCAUCUGCCUUAAUUUACCAGCAGUGAUCACCACGGAUUUGAGACUGAACCAGCCAAGAUAUGCUACACUACCAAACAUAAUGAAGGCUAAAUCCAAAGUUAUUAAGAAAGUCACCCCUGAAGAGCUCAAUGUAGACAUUAGAUCAGACAUGGAGGUCAUUCUGGUUAAUGAGCCACCAAAAAGGAAAGCAGGGGUAAUUCUUUCAUCUGUCAACGAACUACUUGACAAGUUGAAAAAUGAAGCGCGCGUCUUGUAACAAUUGUAUAUUAUUCACCAUUGAAUAUGGCCUGACGUUCAUGUAUGUAAGUUCAAAUAAAUGUCUUCUCAAAUGCUCAUACCAUUUGCAAAUAAAAAGGAGGAACUGUUUCCGAAAACCAA
Messenger RNA from Phragmites australis (common reed), 1066 nucleotides. Its product is annotated as electron transfer flavoprotein subunit beta, mitochondrial. The transcript has 4 exons. The record is from RefSeq and is a predicted model, not a curated record. Gene Ontology annotation, cellular component: cytosol. The coding region runs from base 177 to 944 and encodes 255 amino acids. Lineage: Eukaryota; Viridiplantae; Streptophyta; Magnoliopsida; Poales; Poaceae. Gene Ontology annotation, molecular function: electron transfer activity.